UCCAGCCAUGUCCUAUUAGCGGCUAUGCUAUGAGAAAUGAUAAACGUAUAAUUGAUAGAUGCAAAAAAACAUCUAUCAGGGGUAAUAAAGUCUUUUCGCAUAUUAAAGUCAGGGGUACUAAUGUCCUUUCGCACAUUAACUGAUUUGUAACGUUAUCUUAGUGGAAUGACCCAUUCCCAUCUAUUCCAAAAAGAACUCCUCCUAAAAGGUAAUAAUUAGACAGCUCAUUUGGUAGAAGAAGAACUUGAAAAUUGGGAGGAGAAACUCAAGAAUUGGCGGUGGAGAGGAAGAAGAAAAUUGGGAGGAGAAACUGAAGGCAAGAAAUCUUCCGACGAACAAGAAGAAUUGAAUAAAGUCUUAUCAAAAAAAGAACCCACAUAGAAGCAAAAAAUUACUCCACAGCAGAAGAGAAAUUUCAACAGCAACUUGAUUUAGGAAAUGGGUGAAGGUGAUGAAGGUGGUUAUGGUAAGAAGAGGAAGGGCCAUCGUAAGGGUAAGGUCAAUGAGGAGGAAGAGGGCAGUGAAUCAUGGCAUGAUGAAGAAGAGGACGAGGAUGAGGAAGUGAAUGGACUAUGGUGCAAGAGCGGCAAAGGGGGUAGGCUUCCUGAUGAAGUAUACAGGGUUAAUAAAUUAAGUGUUGGUGGAAGGUUGAAGGAGAGUGGGGAAGUGAUUGCUAGUCGGGUGCUACUUAACAAUAAAAGGGAAGUGAAUUUCAAUUGCCGAGUCGAGACAUUUGGUCAAAUCGUAAAGCAAUUUGAUGAGAGGAAAAAGCGUUUGGUGGCUGAAAUGGGGUUUGCUGGAUUAUUGCACUUUGUGGAUAAGGGUUUGCCGAGGAAUUUAUGUUAUUGGUUGUGCACAAUGGUAGAUGUGAAGAGGAGGGUAUUGGUGUUGAAAGAUGGGUUGGAAUUCCCUCUAUCGAAGAUACAAGUCCACUGGGUACUUGGUAUCCCUAUUGGUCCGAGGCAUGUACCAAAAGUUUGUGAGGACGAUGCGAUGGAGAAUGAAGUUGCUAGACUGUGUGAAUCAUUUGUUACGCGAUGCCCGUCUGGACAUAGGGGAGUUUCACGGAAGACAAUUUUGGAAGUUAUUGAGGGGCCUUUGGAAGAUGACUCAGAAUUCAAGAAGGCAUUUAUGAUGAUGGCGGUGAAUGAUGUGAUCGAUGGCCCCGACAAGUUGUCAUCGAAUGUCUCUGAAGAUGCUCCCAGUUGUGAGUGUUGCAGAGAGGGCAAAAAAAUAUGAUUGGUGUAGUUUUGUGUUGGACCAUCUUAUAAAAUCUGUUGGUAAUUUUGCGAAAAGGUUUUACACUGAAGGAUAUGCGAAAUGCUGUGGUGGUUGCACUAUAUUUCUGGCGGUGUUAUACCUUGAUCGGUUGAGGAGGAACCCUGUAUCGUGGGGAGUUUUUCCACGAAUGAAAGCGUGGACGAAGGAGGAUAUAAACCUUGCAAAGAAAGAAGAUAGGAAAGCAUCAGGUGAUUAUGGUGGCCUCGG
Molecule: messenger RNA, 1488 nt
Organism: Beta vulgaris subsp. vulgaris (sugar beet)
Lineage: Eukaryota; Viridiplantae; Streptophyta; Magnoliopsida; Caryophyllales; Amaranthaceae
Exons: 7
Coding region: 439-1239 (266 amino acids)
Source: RefSeq, a predicted model, not a curated record